Messenger RNA from Benincasa hispida (wax gourd), 1748 nucleotides. Its product is annotated as calmodulin-binding protein-like protein. NCBI's taxonomy places the organism in Eukaryota, Viridiplantae, Streptophyta, Magnoliopsida, Cucurbitales, Cucurbitaceae. Gene Ontology annotation, molecular function: calmodulin binding. The record is from RefSeq and is a predicted model, not a curated record.
GAAAGAACAAAAAAGAAACUCUCAAUUUCUUUCAAACUGAUUCUUUUUCCUUCCUGUUUUAUCAUCAUUCCCAUUUCUUCACUCCAUGGUUUCUUUCUUUCCUUCCUCAAGGUAAAUGCUAGAACUCUAAAAAAGGCCAAAGUAGCUGAGCUGAAUGGCAACAACUAAAGCAAAAGAAAACAGUGGUUUGGGGAAGGAAAGAAGGAUCACAGCUCCAAGUUCUGUCACAAUUCCUACUCAUACUCCAACCAAAAGAACUCCAAAAUCAUCCCCUAGAGGCCUUAUCUCUUCCACUGAUCCAAAACUUUCUUCUUCUUCUCCUUCUCCUUCUUCCUCUUCUUCUUCCUCUACUCUUUCUCUUUCCGUUCUCCCCGAAAAACACAUUCCGAAUUAUCUCAAGUCGACAGCCAGCUCCCGCCAUGACCAUAACUUUAAGCCAGUAACCAGGAGUAAGUCUGGCCCAGCACCAAUACCUGAGGGCAAACCUAGUUUGAAUAGAAGAAGAUCUUUCGAUAAACCUCCCUCGACCGCACCACGUUUGGGGAAACCGUUUCGAUCGCCUGGACCGAGGAAUAGGGCUGCUCAUGUUCCGGUUCGGUCGUCCUCUUUUGGGGCUAAACCUUCCACCACCACAAUUGUCAAUUCUACAAAGCCUGGUUUUCUGGAUAGAUCAUCAUCUAAAAUCUCUAAGGUGGGAGGGAAACCACAGCAACCAAUUCAUAGUUUGAAAAGUAGUAAUAGUAAUGUAAAGAAAAGCUUGAAAAGAGAAUCUAGCAAUGCUGCUGCUUCUGCUUCUGUUUCUGCUUCUGCUUCUGCUUCUGCUUCAGCUUCAGCAGAAAUCGUUCCCAAGACUAAGAAUGCUGUUGAACAUGUAGAUCACAGUCCAUCUUUCGUUCUCGGUGUUAACGAAGAGGAUUUGAAAAAGAUCGAGUGCGAACUCGAUCCUUAUCUGCCUGAUCCAAUGCCUGAAUUGGACAAACAACUUAGAAUCGAUCAGGUGGAAAAGAAGGCAGUUUUGGAUAAAGAUGAGGCUGACACAGAAACCUUCAAAGUAGUUGUUGCUAAUAAAGAAGUGGAAGAAAUUCCAGAGGCAGCCGAGACUGAAAUUUCAUUAACGAAUCGAGAACGAGACGAAGUGGAAGGAGAAGAGGAGAAACCAGAGAGAAUUGCAGUGGAAAAAGAGGAAGUUGUUGGAUCAGAGGAAAUUAACACAAACAACAAGAAUGAUCAAGAGAAGAGUGAAACAGAUCCUGUUUUAGAUGGGGAGAGUUACAAGGAAGAAAAUGAUCACAAGGCGGCCGAGACAACAGAGAAAGAGGCCGAAGCGACCGAGAAAGCGGCAGCGGCAGUGGUAGCAAAACCGCGACAAGGAGGACCAGGGAGAAAAGAGUCUCCAGCAAUGUACAAUCAUGUAAUAGAGGAGACAGCAAGUAAGCUUUUGGAAAAGAGGAAGAACAAGGUAAGAGCAUUGGCUGGGGCAUUUCAGACAGUCAUUGAUUAUGAAUCUUCAUCUAAAUGAUUCAUAAAUGCCUCCCAUUUUCUCAUUCUUCAUUGAUUAAUUUAACUUACCCAUAAAAACUCAUUAUGGAAAAUUUAACAGUACAAGGUCAUUUAUACACAACAAUGUAGAGUUGAGGUUUUUGUUCUUCCUAAUUUUCCUUCUUGGUGGUGGGGUAUUUUUUUUUUUUUCUUUUUUUCAUUUUUUCUUUUUCACAAGGGAUUGAUCUUUUCUGAAUUUCUUAUCUUAC